AUGAUAGUGAAGAUCAAGGGUGCUGUAGAUAUUUCAAUAAUUCUUGCUGCAGAUUCUUCGGAAAAUGGUGGAAUUCAUCAACAUCGUAUUAUUCAUUUGGUUGAGCACACUUAUUUUCAUAUGCUCAUUGUAAUACUUGUAUUACUCGAUUGUGUACUCGUUAUUGGUGAGUUACUUUUGGAUUUUAUUAAAGUGAAAAAAACAAAUAAAGAUUGUAAAGAAACUAAUCAUGGAAAUAGCGAAGACUUGGAAUUAGCUAUUGAAGUACUUCAUUAUACAUCGGUCGUACUGUUAUGUUUGUUCGCUAUUGAAGUACUAACUAAAGUUUAUGCAUUUGGAAAGAAAUGGUGGAAUGUUCGUGAGAAAAAAAUGGAAUAUUUAGAUGCUGCUAUCGUAUUUGUAUCUUUAAUAAUUGAUAUUUACUUUAUUAAUAAGAGCGAAGGCAUUGCCGAUAUAUCGUUACUCAUUAUUUCAUUUCGAUUAUGGAGAAUUAUUAGAAUAAUUAACAGUGCGGUACAAUCAGUUCGUCAAAAAGACGAAAAUUCUAGAAAACAAUUAGCCAAGACAUAUCUCCAAGUUGUCGAACUUCUCAUGUCUGUCUCAAUUAAAAAAACAGACGUAGUCCAAGAAAUUCAAAAUGAUGGAACAGAACAAAACAUUGGAAAAAUAUUGGAAAAAUUUCGUGAAAUUGAUACUUUAUGUCAAGGUUGUAUUACACACUGUUCACGUCCAACGUCUCAACAUUUAGUCACUGAGGCUGCACAGAAUUUACAAGAGGCUCUUGAUCAAGUCAAACUUUCUCAAUCCGGUUUAAGUCUAACAAGUGAAGAAAAAGAAAAACAAGCCUAA
Molecule: messenger RNA, 849 nt
Organism: Didymodactylos carnosus
Lineage: Eukaryota; Metazoa; Rotifera; Eurotatoria; Philodinida; Philodinidae
Source: the annotation of a GenBank genome assembly